CCUCAGGUUCUCCUUUUCCACGAACUCCUCCGAUAUUAUCUUGAAAAAAGUUGGAUUCUGGGAAUGGACAUAUCCUUGGUCUGGUUUCUUCAGUUCCUCAACAUCUCUCUCUCUCAACCGAGUGACCUAUAAAAACAACUGGGUGAUACUGACUACUAAAAAUAUCCAUUGAAGUAAGGUUAUACUCAUUUACGUGAUGCCGAGGGAGAGGGAUCCUUUGGUUGUAGGUGGGGUAAUAGGAGAUGUGAUAGACCCCUUUAAUAGAUCCAUAUCCCUUAGAGUCACCUACAAUUCCAGAGAUGUUAGUAAUGGAUGCGAGUUUAAACCCUCUGCUGUUGUCAACCAACCCAGAGUUGAUAUCGGAGGAGAUGACCUUAGGACUUUCUUCACACUGGUUAUGGUCGAUCCUGAUGCGCCGAACCCAAGUGACCCAAGCUUAAGAGAAUAUCUGCAUUGGUUGGUGACGGACAUCCCAGCAACUACUGGUGCGAGUUUCGGACAAGAGAUUAUUUGCUAUGAGUGCCCACAGCCAACAGUUGGGGUACACCGCUUUGUGUUCAUGCUUUUCCGGCAACUUGGUAGACAGACGGUCUUCGCUCCAAGGUGGCGCCAUAAUUUCAACACCAGAAACUUUGCUGAACUCUACAAUCUUGGGUUACCAGUUGCUGCCGUUUAUUUUAACUGCAAGAGGGAGAAUGGAACUGGUGGAAGAAGACAAUAAGGAAGCCGCGUGCUCUUGGUUAAAUUUAUGUAAGAUUUCCUCUUUAUGAAUUAUGGUUUAAUUUGCCUAGCUUAUAUUUAGAGCUAGUAUAGCGCGCCUAAGCCCUAAAGUGCAAUUAUAUUUCCUUGUAAUAAAUGAUGGUAUAAUAUCUACUGGUUAUCUUAUUACCAAAAGGAGAACGCAGAAUAAGCAAGGGCGGAGCUAGGAUUUGAGGGAUAGGGAUUGAUAUUGGAGUGGAUUUAGUCUAAUCCGGUCCUGUCUAAUGUAAGCCUAUUAUAAAUAGACCAGGUUCAAUCCAAUUCAAUGAAUAUUUUAGAUCA
Messenger RNA from Nelumbo nucifera (sacred lotus), 1041 nucleotides. RefSeq names its product protein FLOWERING LOCUS T 1-like. NCBI's taxonomy places the organism in Eukaryota, Viridiplantae, Streptophyta, Magnoliopsida, Proteales, Nelumbonaceae. The record is from RefSeq and is a predicted model, not a curated record.